Aspergillus alliaceus is the source of this 840-nucleotide messenger RNA. Its product is annotated as BTB/POZ domain-containing protein. The transcript is spliced from 4 exons. The record is from RefSeq and is a predicted model, not a curated record. Lineage: Eukaryota; Fungi; Ascomycota; Eurotiomycetes; Eurotiales; Aspergillaceae. Bases 1 to 840 code for a protein of 279 amino acids. Gene Ontology annotation, molecular function: protein binding.
AUGCUUCCCACAAAACGCACACGCACACCUCCAGGGAAUCCAGAUAGUUUAUCCUCCAAGUAUGGAGCCGGAAAAUUCGUUUCUCGGAGUAGAAAGCAGCAGCUAUUCAGGGACAGUCCGUCGGUAUCACGACGUCUAGACAGGCGUCAGGGAUCAUCUACUCCAGAUGGACGAUCGCAUUCGCCAGCCGUCAUUACGCUCGGUGUAGGCCCCGAUAGACGCCUCUUCGCAGCUCACAAAGACAUUCUAUGCGUAUCACCGUUCUUCGCCACAGCGUAUGCCCAAGCCAAUCCGGCCGACUCUCCCAACAGACGGAUCAACCUGCCCGACGAGCAACCGGAAAUCAUCUCGUGUAUCCUCGAGUACCUCUACAAGGGCGAUUACUACCCCCGCCUGGUCCACAACAAGCAAUGCAAUUCCUGGGAGUUGGAGGAGACGGGAACCGAUAAGGAUGGCCAGAGUAAUGGGGCGACUUUGUUUCAUCAUGCCGCUGGUGCGGAGAUCCUACGAGAUACUGCUGUUUACUGCGCGGCGGAAAAAUAUGGCCUAGACCUCCUCAAACGCCUGGCCUUGCGAAAACAAGGCUUACAUUCUGGUAUCCAGUGCAGUACUAUCCUCACUAGUGCGCGCUAUGCUUACAGCAAUACCCCCGAUAACGAGUCCAAGCUCCGGGCGCAUUACCUCGCCUUGAUCAUUCGGAGUCGGUCGACGUUCAAACGCAGCGGAACGAUGCAAAUGGAGAUGGAAGAAGGGGGAAAGCUGUUUUUCGAUCUUUUUGUUGCAAUGUGCAAUCAUAUGGACGAUCUUUCGUCGAAUGUUAAACCCUCUCUUAGGUGUUAA